GUAAACAUACGAGUACGCCAAUACACAGAACUCCACCAUGUCUUGCUGUGUAGACGUGUAGUGUAUUUAUUUUUACGUGUGUUUUCGAUAUAUUUAGUGUUUUUAGUGUCUUAUGUGUUUAAACUAUAAAGUUGAAUUAAGAUUAACUUGUUUAUGUAUUUUUUUUUGUGUUACUUGGAUGAAAAAUCAAGAUAAAAUGGCGGAACCAACACGCAUCAGUUCUAUAACCAUCCUACUACUCAUCACAAUACAUAUCACCUCAUCAGCAAACCCCAGACCAGUCUUCGAGAGUGUCAACGAACAAGCGAGGAUAGAUGACACCAUAAGAUUAUCAAGUAGCCCAGGGUUACUCCCCUAUGGUAACCCUCUAGCGGGCAAUUCAAAACAAAACACAAGGAUACACAUAAACAACCAACAAGCAAUGUUCAAUGCUGAAAGAGUAAGACAACACAAGGCACAGAUCCAAAGAUGGUCGAAGGAACCCCGAAUUAUAGACAGCUAUAUGAAAGCGUACCAUGAUUCACAAGAAAAUCAUCAAUUAGCUAUAGAACGGCAACAAUCGUCUUUGAACGAUAACCCUGUUACCAACCCAACUCCAAUAAGGGCACAAACCCGACCAAUAAGACAAAGGAUAGUACAAAAUAAAAGGGUAAUACCAAAUCCAGAAACCCCAUCAAGAUCAACACAAAACGAACCUUUACCACCCAUAACUAGAGUCCAAAAACAAAGGCAAGAACUUCCCAAACGAGGGGAGACGAGAUUCUUACAAGGACUACAACCAACCAAAAUCACCAAAGCUGAUGCAGUCAUUAAAGAUGUUAGAAACAGAAACCAUAGAUCCUACGGUUCGGGUGAUUACCACCAGAAUUUGGAACCUAAAAAGUAUAAAACCAUCUACGUAUCACCAAAUCCUAGUUACGAGCAGGGGGUUGCAAUAAACCCUAAUGGCAAUGCAGGCUUGACCCAAGUCCAAGCAAAUGAACCUACUAAUCUACAUACUGCAGCCAUUCCUAGUGAUACAAAAUAUUCUUACCCAAAUAAUGUCAACACUUUACAAUCAGUUCAAGAUAUACAAGCUCUCAAUUCGUUAUUAAAAAAGAAUCCUACUGAACAACUAACUGAGUUUAAUGCUCUAUUAAAUAAUGAUAAAACUCCGGAAGACAUAACCAAAGGAGUCCCUGUAGACUUUUACUUCUACGUCAAAGAUCCGACACAGCAAACUUUAACACAAAAUUAUGAUAAUAAUUUUAAAUAUACACAAUUGCCACAGACAUAUGCAAGUGCUUAUGGACCGGAAUCUAAUGUCAAAGAUCAUACACCAAUCACAGAAGAAGUAGAUGAUAUUGAGGAUCCAAACAAAAAAAUGAAACCUUUUGACCUCCACCCUGUACCACCAACUGUAUUACCAGAUCAAACCACAACAACGAAAAGUAAUAACUACUAUAAAGUUGAAGUAGCAAGCCAAACAAUAAGUGCAGGCCCGAAGCAUAUCAAAGAAGAGUACUUUGUCAAGCAAGAAAAUGAUCCUCAUUACGAAUCAUUAACAUAUGGAUACCAACCUAUUUACAAAGAAACAGAUGACAGCAAAAGUGAAAUGUAUUUACAUCAUAACGCAGAACCGACUGGCGUACAGCAUUUAUUAGAAGAUGGUACUGAAACAUCAGCGUUUGGGGAUGAAAAUCUCCAAUACGCAGCCAACUAUGAGUUCGGCUACAGAGUCCGAGAUCAAGACAGUGGCAACUACUUCGGCCAUCGAGAAGCUAAACAGGGGAAAUCUACCAAAGGGGCCUACCACGUCCUUCUGCCGGAUGGUAGGAUGCAGCUGGUGAAAUAUUCUGCAGGACCUUCGGGUUUCCACGCCGAUAUUUCUUACGAUCAUUUGCAAUAAAAGUCAUUUUUCUACCAUAGGAACUUACCACUUUUAGUAGAUGGUAGCUGGUCAAAUACUCUGUAAGAUAUUUUUAACCCCCGACCCAAAAAGAGGGGUGUAAUAAGUU
Messenger RNA from Maniola jurtina (meadow brown), 1997 nucleotides. RefSeq lists its product as uncharacterized. Gene Ontology annotation, cellular component: extracellular matrix. Lineage: Eukaryota; Metazoa; Arthropoda; Insecta; Lepidoptera; Nymphalidae. The transcript has 3 exons. The record is from RefSeq and is a predicted model, not a curated record. Bases 113 to 1888 code for a protein of 591 amino acids.